ACGACACGAGUGACCGAGGAAGAAAAACAACUCCACAGCCAGACAAAAUUGAUCAGCUUCUGCGGCUAUUACUGUCAGAUACCGCAUCUACGGCUGACGAGACCUCCAACAGAGUGUCAUCCGAAAAGGUGAUAGAUGCAAUGUCAUCUCUCGAGACCGCUUUCAUGCAGUCGGUGAUAGAUCAUCUUAACAAUAUCCUCAGCCGUCUCUCGCCAUCCAGUGGUAUGCAUGCGGUCACGUCUCGUAUCUUGCAAAAGUUGUGUGUGCGAAUGGAAGCACUCCCGAAGAUGCUACAUCUCAUCGAAGCAGAAAUCCACAAGACGAGCGAUAAACCGCUCGGCAAUGGUGGAUUCGCGACUGUCUACCUAGGUCAAUAUCGUGAACUGGCGGUCGCAUUGAAAUGCUACUACAUUGCUGACAAGACUAGGGCCCAAGCAAUAUAUGAGAUAUUUUGCAAGGAAGCCCUUCAAUGGAGACGUUUGCAACAUAAGAAUAUUACGCCAUUUCUGGGAGUUACUACCGUCAUAUCGCCUCUCUGCCUUGUGAGCAAGUGGAUGAAGAAUGGCACCAUAAUAUCCUCUCUUCAGAACAAUCCAGACUUGGACCGCUUGCCAUUGCUUGUUGACAUCGGAAAGGGUUUAGAAUACCUACACUCAUUCCAGUUUGUUCACGGGGAUUUAAAAGGAGAGAACAUCUUGAUCGACGAGCACUCGCACGCUUGUCUAUGCGAUUUUGGUGUUGCUACCGUAAUGUACGAUCCUCAAAUCAUGCAGGCUGUCACCAAAACUCGGCAAUCAGAUGGCACAACUCGUUGGCAGGCGCCGGAACGUCUUGACCCGGAAGAAUUCGGCAACGAUCCCGACUACGAACCAUUCACAAGUGACAUAUAUUCACUCUCGAUGGUGGUAUGGGAGAUAUUCGCCGGUGAAAUCCCUUUCGUUGAAUUCCAGUAUGAGGGGACAGUCAUCAACCAGGUACUCAACAAGGGUAAACGACCUUCACGCACGGAGGAUAUGAUAAAGCUGGGACUGACCGAUGAUAUAUGGGCCAUUGUAGAGGAGGGCUGGCGCACGAACUGGCGUGAACGUCCGCCUCUGAAUCGCAUUCUGGAUGUCUUCACACAUGCAGCCACGUCCCGCAGCGUUUUAGCGCAUUAGGUGAUGCAUUGUGUUCGACAAUGAUGUGUGUCUACAAGCAUAGUCAUUCAGAUAUCUGUGCUGCUUCGGCUGCUGUCUGUCACUCUUGGUUCACUCUUGAUUUCAUUGCAGUACGUGCUGGUAUUUAGACUGAAUGGAAUAAACCUCUUUUUCAGACA
Molecule: messenger RNA, 1315 nt
Organism: Laetiporus sulphureus 93-53
Lineage: Eukaryota; Fungi; Basidiomycota; Agaricomycetes; Polyporales; Laetiporaceae
Product: kinase-like protein
Exons: 7
Coding region: 141-1157 (338 amino acids)
Biological process (GO): protein phosphorylation
Molecular function (GO): protein kinase activity; ATP binding
Source: RefSeq, a predicted model, not a curated record